Molecule: messenger RNA, 1233 nt
Organism: Dipodomys spectabilis (banner-tailed kangaroo rat)
Lineage: Eukaryota; Metazoa; Chordata; Mammalia; Rodentia; Heteromyidae
Gene: Fxyd6
Product: FXYD domain containing ion transport regulator 6
Exons: 8
Coding region: 107-391 (94 amino acids)
Biological process (GO): regulation of sodium ion transmembrane transporter activity
Cellular component (GO): membrane
Molecular function (GO): sodium channel regulator activity
Source: RefSeq, a predicted model, not a curated record
AGGCCGCGCCCACCGCCCUGCGCCCUGCCCCCAGCCGCCACUCCCGCGCCUCCGACUCCGCUGUCCUCCCGGGAUCGGCUUGCGGGGGACCCUCCGCGCAGACGCCAUGGAGUUGGUGUUGAUUUUUCUCUGCGGCCUGCUGGCCCCCACUGUCCUGGCCAGUGCAGCUGAGGAGAAAGAAAAGGAUCCUUUUCAUUAUGACUACCAGACCCUGAGGAUCGGCGGACUGGUGUUUGCUGUGAUCCUGUUCUCCGUUGGGAUUCUCCUGAUCCUCAGUCGCAGGUGCAAAUGCAGUUUCAAUCAGAAGCCCCGGGUACCGGGAGACGAGGAGGCCCAGGUGGAGAAUCUCAUCACCACUAACGCCGCUGAGCCCCAGAAGGCGGAGAACUGAGUGCAGCCUCCAGCAGGAAGCCUCCAGAGCCUGCGGCCAGCCAUCUGGAGAAGAGCUGUGUGUCCCCCGUGCCUCUCCCGUCCCCGCCCAGCCUGCUCACCCCGUGCGUGUCUGUGUUCCUCCCUGUGUCUGCUGUCUGUGGUCUUUGUGGCUACGUGUUUGUGGGUGGUUUUGUAUUCGUGGACCGUGCCGCCCCCCCCCCCCGCCCCCCGUCCUCCGGGCAGGAGCUACGCCAUGCCGCCAUCAGCUUCUCCUGUGAAUUUAGGGGUGAGGGCAGCCUCCCCACUCCACUGUGACCCAAGUCUGUUCAGAAGGUCUCUUAGCAAUUGGAGAUUCCACGCAGGUGCUAGUGAGCUCAGCCUUACGGUUAGGCAGGCUGUUAGGUUUGGCUGUGGUCGUUUUUCCUCUUGGGGCUCCCUCUGUACACCCCUCUAAUGCCCUGGCUCUUUGGGGAGCACCCAGAGAUUUCUGUAGUCCAGGGCCUCCCAGCCCCUUUCCUAUCUUCUGAGCAAUAACUCUGGAGCUCCGCUACCCUGUCUGGACUUAGAGGGCGGGGCAGCGGGGAGAGGAGGAGGGUUGUGGUCAGCCCCCACCGCCUCUCUCUCUGCAUGGCAGCGCGGUGGGAGCCAGGGAGGUGGCGUGGGCUGUAGCAGAACCCCACGGCGCACCUCGGCAGCCCUGGCCAAGAGAGAAGGUCAUGGUUAGAAACUCAAACCAGAUCCCACCCCAGCCUUCCUCUGUGUUCCUGUGGAAAUGAACCCACCCGGGAGAGACCACUCUUCUGUCUUGUGACCCACCCUUCUGACACCAGAAAACAAAUAAAGCCUCAUGGUUCCCAAGUG